This is a messenger RNA of Tarenaya hassleriana, 2953 nucleotides long. RefSeq names its product probable helicase CHR10. Gene Ontology annotation, biological process: chromatin remodeling; DNA repair. The coding region runs from base 88 to 2718 and encodes 876 amino acids. Gene Ontology annotation, molecular function: ATP-dependent chromatin remodeler activity; ATP binding; DNA helicase activity. The transcript has 17 exons. The record is from RefSeq and is a predicted model, not a curated record. NCBI's taxonomy places the organism in Eukaryota, Viridiplantae, Streptophyta, Magnoliopsida, Brassicales, Cleomaceae.
GCCACUAAAAACAAAAACACGUCAAACAAAGAGACUUCACCGCCAAAAGUCUCUUCGACAUAUUCCGAAGUUGACGUCAUCGGAGUGAUGGAGUACGAACGGCGGGUCCAGGCGGCGGCCAAAAUCAUCUUGGCGGACGACGCGCAAGGGAAUCACGCGCCGCCGGAUUCCAAGGAACUCGGUGUCACGGCGACGCUGAAGCCUCACCAAGUCGAAGGAGUCUCCUGGCUUAUACGGAGGUAUCUACUCGGCGUCAAUGUCGUUCUUGGAGAUGAGAUGGGACUGGGAAAGACUCUGCAGGCAAUAUCUUUCUUGAGUUAUUUGAAGUUUCGUCAGGGGUUGUCUGGGCCAUUUCUUGUGCUGUGCCCUUUAAGUGUGACUGAUGGGUGGGUAUCGGAGAUCAAUAGGUUUACUCCGAAACUACAAGUUCUUAGGUAUGUCGGGGAUAAGGAUCACCGUCAGACUUUACGUAACUCGAUGUAUGAACAUGUCAAAGAGGCGUCUUCAUCGUCACCUAAGGGAACUUGUUUACCCUUUGAUGUGUUGCUGACAACAUAUGACAUAGCACUGGUGGAUCAGGACUUUCUUUCUCAAAUUCCUUGGCAGUAUGCAAUAAUUGAUGAAGCGCAAAGACUCAAGAAUCCUAACAGUGUUCUGUACAAUGUCUUACUGGAUCGGUUCCUCAUACCACGGCGGCUUUUAAUGACUGGCACACCUAUCCAGAAUAAUCUCACCGAACUCUGGGCUUUGUUGCAUUUCUGCAUGCCUUUGGUUUUUGGGACGCUGGACCAGUUCCUCUUCACAUUCAAAGAGGCUGGAGAGCUUUUAUCAGGUUUCGAGGCAUCGAGGGUUAAGGAGAAGUAUAAGAGUUUAAAGUAUAUCUUAGGUGCCUUCAUGCUCCGGCGUACCAAAUCUUUGCUCAUAGAGUCUGGAAAUCUGGUGCUGCCACCACUAACCGAACUAACAGUGAUGGUUCCACUGGUCAGUUUGCAAAAGAAGGUAUAUACUUCCAUAUUGAGGAAGGAGCUUCCUGGGCUUCUUGCGUUUUCUUGUGGAGCUUCUAGUCAUCAAUCUCUGCAAAAUAUUGUGAUACAGCUAAGAAAAGCAUGUAGCCACCCUUACUUGUUUCCCGGUAUUGAACCAGAACCCUUUGAAGAGGGUGAACACCUUGUUCAGGCAAGUGGGAAACUUUUAGUUCUGGAUCAACUACUUAGGAGGCUCCACGAUUCUGGACACCGUGUCCUCCUAUUUGCUCAAAUGACGUCUACACUUGAUAUUUUGCAGGAUUUUCUGGAGUUACGUAAAUAUUCAUAUGAGCGUCUUGAUGGAUCAAUACGGGCUGAAGAACGUUUUGCUGCCAUAAAGAGCUUCAGCUUGAGAACAGAAAGAGAAUUGGAUUCUGAAGCUGAAGGAAGCCAUGCCUUUGUAUUUAUGAUCUCAACAAGAGCAGGGGGAGUCGGUUUGAAUCUUGUGGCUGCUGACACUGUUAUAUUCUAUGAACAGGAUUGGAACCCACAGGUGGAUAAGCAAGCUUUACAGCGAGCUCAUCGGAUUGGACAAAUCAGUCAUGUGUUGUCCAUAAACCUCGUCAGUGAACAUUCAAUAGAGGAGGUCAUUAUGCGCAGAGCGGAGAGGAAGUUGCAGCUCAGUCAUCAUGUUGUGGGAGACAAUACAUCGGACCUUGAAGAGAAAGAGGAAGAACAUGGUGAUUUGCGGUCUAUAGUUUUUGGUUUACAUAUGUUUGAUCCCGGAGAGAUUGACAAUGAAGAAUCGAGUAACCAGAAAACUUCAGAGAUAAGUUCUCUUGCUGAAAAGGUCGUUGCAAUUCGCCAGGACAUCCAACCUGAUUGGGAAGCAAGAAAGUUUGAGAUCAAUUCGAGUGAUUCAAUAGGAAACAACGUCUUUAAAAAAAGAAGUGAUGCUUCUGUUGUUACUAAUCCCGAGCUUGAUGAAGCUUUGUACCUCGCAUGGGUUGAAAAACUGAAGGCAUCACAGUCAAGUAACAAUGACAAAUUCUUAGAAUUGGGGAAUAGAAAGAGCCAUCCUCCUCCCGAGGAGAGGAAUCUGAGACUUGAGGCUGCAAAGAAGAAAGCAGAAGAGAAGAAGUUGGCCAAGUGGGAAGCUCAUGGGUAUCACUCUUUAUCUGUUGAAGAGCCUCUUUUCCCUGAUGAUGUUGACUCGAGACCAGAGGCAGGCUCUGUUCACUUUGUUUAUGGAGAUUGUACAAACCCGUCAACCGUUUCUCAUGAGCCAGCUAUCAUAUUUAGCUGCCUUGAUGAUUCUGGGAACUGGGGCAGGGGAGGAAUGUUUGAUGCUCUAGCAAGACUUUCCGAUGCUGUGCCUGAUGCAUAUAGCAGGGCAUCUGAAUUCAAAGACCUUCAACUCGGAGAUCUUCACCUCAUUAAAAUCGAUGACAACAAUGACCAAAGGAACUCGUGUAAAAAUCCACCUCUAUGGGUGGCGUUGAGUAUUGCACAGUCAUACAGCCCGAGGCGUAAAAUCCCUCGUAGCAACAUUUCCACUCCAGACCUUGAACGAUGCCUGGCUAAGGCCUCCUUCUCUGCUUCUCGAAAUUCCGCUUCGAUCCACAUGCCCCGGAUCGGAUACCAAGACGCAUCAGAUAGAACGCAGUGGUAUGCAGUGGAACGGCUUCUGCGCAAGUACUCCUCCAUCUUUGGCAUUGACAUAUAUGUAUACUACUACCGUCGAUCUUCAUGAUUCCAUCUUCUUCCUCAGUUGUAAAGCUGUUCCUAAAUGCCAUGCCCAUAUGUAAGUAAGCUCUUUGUAUGUAUGUGUGUAUCUGAGAGAGAGAGAGAGAGAGAGAGAGAGAGAGAGAGAGAGAGAGAGAUCUUCCAGUGUUGUCUUUUCUUUUUAAGGAUAUUUUUUGAUACUGAGUUCUGAUUGUCAGUUUUGAAUUUUCAAGAAUCAAGAUAACCUAUUUUCGUUGGAAAUA